UGGGAGAAUGGCAGGAUGUACUGUUCCCUCUUCCUGCUCAUCCUCAAGGAUCAGAGAUCCUUGGAUCUCUGCCUGGAUGAUGCAGCACCCAAAAUCCUCACUAAACCGUGUGAGGCUGGAGCCUGUGGUCAUGUACUCACAGUAUCUGUUUGCUGCAGUGAGUUUUACCUUGUCCUUCACAGACUUGUUGCCAAAACUUCCCUGACUUCGCCCCCGUGGCCUGAAGUGAAACUUCCAGAUCCGGUGGAAGAAGCCAAAUAUCAUGCAGAAGUGGUGCGGAAGGUGAACGGGCUGAUCUCUGCGGGGCAAUAUGGGCGGCUCUUCGCCGUCGUCCACUUCGCCAGCAAGCAGUGGAAAAUCACCAAUGAAGACCUGAUCAUGAUGGACAAUGUCCUGGAGGCUGAGUGUGGGGAUCGAAUCCGGAUGGAAAAGGUUUUGCUGGUUGGUGCUGACGACUUCACGCUCAUUGGAAGGCCGCUGCUGGGGAAGGACCUGGUCCGUGUGGAGGCCACAGUGAUUGAGAAGACGGAGUCGUGGCCCAAAGUCAACCUGCGCUUCUGGAGGAGGCACAACUACCAGAGGAAGAAAAUCAUUGCAAACCCCCAGACCGUCCUGCGGAUCAACACCAUCGAAAUCUACCCCUGCUUGUCCUGACUGGGGGGUGUGCCUGGGAAUCUUUGUUGCUCCAGGCAAUUGUGGAAAUAAAACUGCCUCGGCACUGGAAAGUUCUGGACUUGUUGCUGUGGUGGGAAAUGGAAACCUCUAUUGUGCUUUCUUUUUAAAAUAAUGAAAUAUUUUUUAAACUGUU
This is a messenger RNA of Parus major (Great Tit), 808 nucleotides long. RefSeq names its product mitochondrial ribosomal protein L21 (gene MRPL21). The transcript is spliced from 6 exons. The record is from RefSeq and is a predicted model, not a curated record. Gene Ontology annotation, molecular function: structural constituent of ribosome. Lineage: Eukaryota; Metazoa; Chordata; Aves; Passeriformes; Paridae. Gene Ontology annotation, cellular component: mitochondrial large ribosomal subunit; ribosome. The coding region runs from base 16 to 654 and encodes 212 amino acids.